GCUGCCAUAAUGCUCCAUUUGUUUAUCGAGCCCUGGUUUGGGAGAUAUAGUUAUAAUAUUAACGGCUAUUAAAAACUUAAGCCACAAAACCAGCUUAUAUGCAUGCAGGGCAGCAUCCUGAACAGGAAGCAAGAAGGAAAUGUAACAGUGGGCAAUCUUCGUGGUUCACAGUAACUGUGAGGAUCUGAAGCAGCAGCAGCAGCUCAGACUGUCAAGUUUUUAAGUUGAAAGCAGUUUCUGGAUGUCUGCUGCAGGGGAAGCUAGUGAUGUGGCGUACAGCUUGGCCGAGGAGCAGGACUUCCAGCAGGUCCUGAACAUCUGCAGCGGUGAUGCCUUCGAUGGACUGGACUACAUGGCUGCUACUUUCCACCGCUGGCUGCAGGAGCCUGGACGUCUCGUCUUCAUCGCCCGGAUAAAGAACAGAGUGGUGGCGCUGGAGUCUGCGCUGCUGGUUGACGGCAGUCAGACGGUUGUAUUUCAGGGACUCAGGGUGGCACCUGAUUUGAGAGGCUGUGGCAUCGGCGGCGCCCUCCAGAAGCACGUGACUGACUACAUCCGCUACCACUACCCACAAGUCUCUGCUGUCAGGCUGAGCCGAGGUGACCAGCCUUCACCACAAACUUUGGACAAGUACCGACUCGUAGCUAAGGAGGCCAUUUUGUCUCUGUGCUGCGAGGCUGCCGACCUUAGCCUCUUUGUUGCUGAGCUUCACUCCAGAAUCUCGCCGUCUCAACACGACCCAGUGACCCUUACCCAGCAGCAGGCGGAGACUCUCAUCCUGACCGACUACGUGGUUUCCAACCUGCUGCCCGGUAAAACCAUCAUCAAUGAUUGGGAGCCUCUGAAGCCCUUGGAGGCCAACCUGGAGGUGCUGCGCCGCAGGGGGCUGAUAUGGAUUGUAGACUGUGAGUUUGAGCCCACAGUCAUGAGCCUGUGCAGCCCGCCCUAUCCUGUCCCCUACCGCCAUGACGCCCUGCACUUCAACAUCAAUAUCUUCGGCCGCAGUUUGGCUUCAGUGUGCGCAGUGUUUCUGGCUCAGCUCGAAGCUUUGCUGCCAACUCUCCAAGGAUGCCUGAUCUUCUACACCUAUGUUGACCCGACGGUUUGGCCGGGGUUACGCCAGAUCUGCCAAAACAACAGCAACGUUUUGUUCUUUAAAGACUACUGGGAGGAGCUCGUACUGGAGAAAGACAUCUGAAUGGCCUCAGCAUCACUGCUUUUACAUCAGUGGUGAAGGAAGUACUCAGAUCCUUUACUUGAGUAAUAGUAGCAAUAACGCAAUUAAGUCCUCCAUUUAAAAUUCUAUUUGAGUAAAACUAUGGAAGUUUACCAGCAAAGUGUACUCAAAAUAGCAAAAGUAAAAUUAUUUUUAUGGAAAAUGGCCCAUUUCAGAUUAGAUCCAGGUUAAAUUAUGGAUCCCAAAGGUCCCGAAAGAUAAUAUUUCUUUCAUCGGUUGUGCACAAUUAGUUUUGUUAUAGGACGACUUGCAACUUUAUCCUUCUUCUUAGUACAUGGUGACCUGAUGUAAAUCCAAACAGAGCUCUGCACAACUCCAACCUGAACAGAUCAACCCAGUCACAUAACUGAAAACAUCUGUAUGGGUGUGCAUAGCCUUUAUCUUGCGGUUUAUCAGGGGUUCCUGAAGGAGUUGCAUGGGCCCUUGAGUGGUUUUAAAGGGGUCGGAGUUCCUCUAGAGUAGGAUCAUUUGAUCUAGAGGGGUUACAAGGGGUCAUGCAGUAUUCAACUGGUCCUUUCUAGGUUUAAAGGCUUCCUAAUGGGAUUCCAGAGGUUUUGUAUGGGAGUUCAGGGUCCUAAAUAGCCU
This is a messenger RNA of Sander lucioperca (pikeperch), 1822 nucleotides long. RefSeq names its product histidine N-acetyltransferase-like. The coding region runs from base 242 to 1198 and encodes 318 amino acids. The transcript has 4 exons. Lineage: Eukaryota; Metazoa; Chordata; Actinopteri; Perciformes; Percidae. The record is from RefSeq and is a predicted model, not a curated record. Gene Ontology annotation, molecular function: acyltransferase activity, transferring groups other than amino-acyl groups.